UGUUAAAGGAAGCUGGUAAUUCUGUAAUUACGUCUUGUCUGUCAGUUUAAUGGUUUACUCACAGAAACCUGUGGCUGAUGACUCCACCUGUUGCUCAAACCCUCACAGUUCGAAGAGUAUAUAAACCUCCAUCAAACCUUUGCCAAUCAGAAGUGCAAGAGCCUAAGCAGCAGCCCACAACAUGAGGAUUCACCGUCAGCUGUGUUUUCUCGCAAGCCUGCUGCUUGUUAUUCACGCUGGACCGAUUUCACAACCAUCUGACAAAGAUGAAACCACUGCAGAGCAUUACCUGAAGAGCUUUUACAAUCUAACAGAUGAAACAGAUCAAAGAAUCGUUGACCGAAGAGAAUCCAGUCAACUGACUGAGAAGAUGAAAGAGAUGCAAAAGUUCUUUGGGUUUAAGGUGACUGGGAAGCUGGAUAGUGAAACAAUGGAGAUGAUGAAGAAGCCCCGCUGUGGAGUUCCAGAUGUUGCUAAGUACUCCACAUUCGAAGGCAACCCCAAAUGGCAGACCAACAAGCUCACCUACAGAAUCGUGAACUACACCCCUCACAUGUCAAAAGCUGAAGUGGACGACUCCAUGGAGAAAGCCCUGCAGGUCUGGGCCAAAGUCACUCCAGUGAAAUUCACGCGUAUCUACAGCGGCGCAGCUGACAUCAUGAUCUCCUUUGGUACAAGAUAUCAUGGGGAUGCUUACCCGUUUGAUGGCCCACAAGGCAUUUUGGCUCAUGCUUUCGCUCCCUCUCCUGGACUCGGUGGAGAUGCACAUUUUGAUGGUGAUGAGUUUUUCACCUUACGUUCAUCAAGAGGAUUUGUCCUGUUCUUGGUGGCUGCCCAUGAGUUUGGUCACUCUUUGGGCCUUGCUCAUUCCAACAUUCGUGGGGCUCUGAUGUUCCCCACAUACAGCUUUACUGAUCCGGAUCGUUUCUCUCUACCUUAUGAUGAUAUCAGAGGGAUUCAGUCGCUCUAUGGCCCAAACAGAGACAGUAUCUCCAUCCAACCUGAUCCAGAAGUACCAACAGCUCCUAACGCCUGUGACCCUAAUCUGAUCAUGGAUGCAGUUACAACUCUAAGGGGUGAAACAAUGUUUUUCAAGGACAGCUUUUUCUGGCGCAGUUCUCCAAGCAGAAGUGUGACACAACUUCAAAUCAAGCAUUUCUGGCUCAACGCUCCUAAUAAUAUAGAAGCUGCAUACGAGGAUCCAGUGCGAGAUAAACUUUUCUUUUUCAAAGGUAGACAAGUCUGGGCUUUUAAUGGCAUCACUCUUGAGUCCGGCUAUCCCAAGACUCUCAGCAGCUUUGGUGUGUCAUCACUGGUGAGAAAAAUCUGUGCUGCCGUCCAUGACACAUCCUCAGGAAAAACACUGCUCUUCGUUGAAAAAGUUUACUACAGCUAUGAUGAGAGGGCAAAGAAGAUGGAUAGAGGGUAUCCCCAACUAGUGGAAAGUGGAUUUCCAGGGAUGACUGGAGAGGUUACAGCAGCCCACAUAGCCAACGGUUUUAUUUAUCUCUACAGUGGGACAAAUGUGUUUGAGUUCGGGUUAUACAGUAAGAAGUACUUCCGUGUGCUGAAGAACAGUUUUUUCUUGCCCUGCUAGUUGAGCUUCCUUGAAAGAAGAAGCGGAUGUAUAUUUAGAAGGUUAUUUUACAACUACUGCAUUUAUUUUUAAAUGCAUGUACAUAUUUAAACAAAUGAAUUGUUCAAUUAAUUUUUUUCUUUCUGCUGUUUGUCACUGGACUUCUAAUAUAACUUAAACAAUGCAUUUUUACACAAUCAAUUUUAUGUUUUUUUUUUUUUCAAAUAAACUAA
This is a messenger RNA of Carassius auratus (goldfish), 1809 nucleotides long. Its product is annotated as collagenase 3. Gene Ontology annotation, biological process: extracellular matrix organization; collagen catabolic process; proteolysis. The transcript is spliced from 10 exons. Gene Ontology annotation, molecular function: metalloendopeptidase activity; zinc ion binding. The record is from RefSeq and is a predicted model, not a curated record. NCBI's taxonomy places the organism in Eukaryota, Metazoa, Chordata, Actinopteri, Cypriniformes, Cyprinidae. Gene Ontology annotation, cellular component: extracellular matrix. Bases 182 to 1597 code for a protein of 471 amino acids.